Molecule: messenger RNA, 3036 nt
Organism: Microsporum canis CBS 113480
Lineage: Eukaryota; Fungi; Ascomycota; Eurotiomycetes; Onygenales; Arthrodermataceae
Exons: 1
Coding region: 1-3036 (1011 amino acids)
Molecular function (GO): metal ion binding; heme binding
Source: RefSeq, a predicted model, not a curated record
AUGUUUCAAUCGGCAACAAUCACGGAUGUCCAUCAAUGGAAAGGAUUCGCUGCCGAGGAUGAAAAUAUUGGCAGAGUACUUCCUAUCAUCGACCUUGCAAGUCUGGAGGAAACAGUCUCACCAAGUGCAUUGAUCAUUUUCAGUUUCUUCCGCCGUAUGAUGCAAAAUUUGGGGCGCGCUAUCCAGCUGAACUGUCACCAUCCGUAUAUCGAGUGUGUCGAUCUUCAGCUAGACAAACAAACUCUUGUCAUCAUGGCAAAUGCUGCACUUCACGACCGUCGCUUGAUUUCUAAAUUAUCCGUCUACUUAACUACCCUCGAGCAAGCCUACCACUGGCCAAGGGAUAUCCAAAGAACCACACCCCCGAAUAUUGAGGAGCACAAAUUGGUCUUUCAGGUCUUGCUACACGAAGAGCUUCAUCAUUUCCUAAAGGAAGAUCUCCAUAACUUGGAUGAUAUGUCUGUGGUAUCUGAGUUUGCAAUUGAUAGGGCUUUACGGCUCUCUCGCAACAUUAUCCAUGGCUCCAUGGUAUUCUCCAGUAAAGCAGCCCCAGGAGGCCGUUAUAAGUUUCAGGAUACGGUCAACCUUUUAUACCGUACUAGUCGCGGCGACUGGUAUGACCAAAGCCACUACCAAGAUGACGAAAGCCACUUGGAAUUCGGUCGUCUUCAUGAAACAACGCAUACAAAUGGCACUCAACGGCGGCUUCAGGAGCUUUUUGAAGCAAGUGGAGCAUUGCUAACGUUAAAGCAACUCCCAGGGGCUCUUUUAUGGCUACCCAGUACUUCGAGUGAAGUAUCUGUUGCGUUGGGUACCUUACAAUGUGCUGUCGCAGCUUGUCGGGAAGAGCUGUACAGCAUGAUGUUCGAUGAAGUAAUCUGGGGCAAGACGUUUGCACGGUUCUCUAAAGGAGUUGGGGCUUCAGACAUUGGAGGCGGUGGGGCUGACACGCCUCUAUUUAGGAUGUUGGAUGUAUUAUGCGGCAUGGAGAACGAAGAUAGCACGGCAGCACUUUUGGAAGAACUUGAUUUCCGGUCUCGAUUUUUCCCUCCAAAUAUCCGAACUAUGAUUAAGAUGCUAGCCAAAGCGCCUUCGCUUAGAAUGUGUGUUGCAAGAGCUGGUAUGCCUGAUGGGUUGAAGCAAGCAUUUAAUGGUUUACAGCAAGCAUAUUAUGACAUCUAUAAGAUGCAUCGCAAAAAGGCCAUGAGGAUAUUGUUAUCGCUAAGUGCGGGCCAGCUUUCCACCUCAUCUGGAACUGAAAGAGCAGGAAGCCCUGAGAGACAUAUUAUGUCAAGUCUUUCCAAGGCAAUGGAGGUCAGAUUCGGCAAGAAGCCCGAAAAAUACAUGAUAGACGCGAUAUGCAUCACACAACCUCUGUUUGAAGGGGCCACAUCAUGUUCUUUGGGGGCUCGAGUUAUUGUCCAAUUUGCCACGCCUCUCGUGGUCCUACCUGGAGAUGCGAUUAGCCUGGCGGUUAAUAUCGAAAAGGAGAAGCGGGAAACACGUACAUACACCGUGACUUCGAUUGUAGAGUCCGAAACGCUGACCCCGAAAGAGGAGUACUCAUUUCCACUGGCUAAAGCUGUCGAGAUCUGUGUCCGUACUACCGGACGUAAUGUCUCAUCGUAUAUAUGCAGCCAGCAAGAGCAAUUCGCCGCGAAGGCCAGUAUUUUGCCAUCACCACACUUUCGGCUUUCACCAAAUACAAGAAACGAGGGGCACAUAUUCAUGCUGGGCCAGGGUGGUGCUAUCGGAGUAUUUGCUACAUGGUUGAAAGACCAGAAAGCCUCGGUAGGGACCUACGAUGUUGUCAUCGGGGUGCGGAACCCAAGGGAGAUACCCUUCAAGCAAGAAUUGUGCCAAAUUGGUAGUCGUCUUAAUGUCCGAGUCACGGUCGCUACGCCAAACUUGAGCUUCAACGACGGCCAGUUUAUCAUCUCAUUGGGAUUAGUACCAUUUUCUGGGCGAGUUGAUGCUUACAUCAGGCAGCUUGACCAGUUUGACGGCACAUGCAUUUACAUAUGCGGCAGUGCAGCGUUUGGGGUAUCGACAUUGGCGGCUAUAUCUGAACAUCAGGAGCAGAGUGCUGGUAUUUCCGAACUCUCGCCUAUCCGGUCCCCGAUUGUGACAUCGCGAGCGCCAACGGUCAAGCUUCAUGUUUCCUCAACAGGCAACAACAGUGUUCAAGUUAAUAAGUCAGGGCUGAGAGCAAUUACAAAGGCGGAGUUAGCUCUGCAUAACGCGCCUGGCGAUGCAUGGAUGGCCGUAGGAGACAUGGUUUACGAUGUGACACCGUUUCUGAAGUUCCAUCCUGGAGGAGAGAAAGUCAUGCUGCAUGUCAGCGGCCGGCAAGCAAAGGAGCUAAUGGAUUUAAUCCACGGUGAUAGCUUUGAAGUGCAAGCCAUUCUCGCCAGGUUUCUCAUAGGCUACCUCAUGCCAACACCCACUCUCACUCCCUCGUCGACUGAUAUUGGUAAGUGGGAAAUGCGCUUGGAUGCUUUGGUCCAAUUGCAGAACGAUCUCAUAAAUGGCUCGAGGUUCGAGGUUUGGCCUGAACCUACCAUGGCUCGCCCAUCCGAAUGCCCUCCAGCAUAUGUAAUUAGCACUUCCAUCUCUCAGUUUGUCUCGUUGUGGUGUCGCUGGGCAGAGGAAACGGUCUCUUGCCAGGCGACAUUCAAUGCGGAACGAUACGAGGCAAAGAUGAAGGAAUCAGUCAGCGCAAAGGUGGCGUAUGUGUUGGAACAAGCAACCUCGUUAACGGACACAGCCGACCUCUACUUACGACAAACUUUUGACGUUUCGUUCCAGUCUUCCGCGGAAUGCCUCAGAGCACUCAGCCUAACUUUCAACAUCUAUGCUCAGGUUGCAGCGUCAGCCCAGGACGGCUUGCAGGAGUUAAAAGCCUCGUUGGGUGUGUGUAUGGCUGCGGGUGUUGAAGAUUCCAAGUAUCAUGAGAAGGUCUUGAGGUUUGCAUCGCGUCUUGAAGGUGUUCUUGGUGAGGCUGCUGUGGAGUUCAGAAAAAUAGACCAACCAUAG